Bombus terrestris (buff-tailed bumblebee) is the source of this 2833-nucleotide messenger RNA. RefSeq names its product fork head domain transcription factor slp1-like. The transcript has a single exon. Gene Ontology annotation, biological process: regulation of transcription by RNA polymerase II. Bases 554 to 1834 code for a protein of 426 amino acids. The record is from RefSeq and is a predicted model, not a curated record. Gene Ontology annotation, cellular component: nucleus. Gene Ontology annotation, molecular function: DNA-binding transcription factor activity; sequence-specific double-stranded DNA binding. Lineage: Eukaryota; Metazoa; Arthropoda; Insecta; Hymenoptera; Apidae.
GCGUUUGGAUUUGUUUGUAUACGGGAGUUGGCGGCUGAGAGUCGAGUCGCGGCUGCGCUCCCCACCUACGAGGCUGGCUACGAUCGGCCACCUUCGAAAUCCCAGCCUCCGUUGUAACGCUGCGCACUGUUUGCACAGUUUACUGUCAAACAUUGGCCGCAAAGCGGCAUAGUGGGGAGAAAGGACGUCGCCGGUUGUAAACGCCAACCUUAGCGAUCAUUGGUGGGAACUGUCUGUACAUAGGAGUUAAGGCACUAAGGAGGUGUGGCUAUCCCAGGCAUAUAUAUAGGGCGAGUGGCGGGGAUGACAGCAAAUACGCGGCAUAUCUCCAACAGGCAACAUCGGUUCUCGGUUAUCGGUCGCGUGGAGGACUAAACGGACAGAUAAAAAAAUACAGGACGAAGAGUGAAAAAUACAGCGCGAACAGUGUUUUUUGUGCGUUCAAAUGCUUUUGAAAAGGGAAUUUUCUGUGUGAGCAUUGUGACAGCGCCGGUCGCUCUCGUUCUUCGCGAUUGGAAAAGUGCGAAUUCUCCUGGCGAUACGUGUGAAAAGUAUGGUGAAUAUGGAAGGAUCGGGCGAGCAGCAAACGGUGACAGCGUCGCCGUCGCCGCGCGUUGUUCUCAAAAGCAGUUUCAGUAUUCGCAGCAUCCUGCCGGAGGCGUGCGCGGGAACGCCGGCACCGACCGUCAGGCGAUCCGCGUCUCCGGAGAUCAGCCGCGUCGACGAUAGCGAAGAUUCGAGCGACCUCGACGUGACCGGGGACGGCGGCGCCGAGACGCCGCCCUUGGACUGCUCCAGAAACUCCGUCAACUCUGCCAACUCGCCCGAACAGAAGGACUCGAAGGAUCGACAGGCGGACGAUAAGAAAAAGUGCGAGAAGCCGCCUUACAGUUACAACGCUCUCAUUAUGAUGGCGAUCCGUCAAAGUCCGGAGAAAAGGCUCACUCUGAACGGAAUCUACGAGUACAUAAUGCGCCAUUUUCCGUACUACGAGAACAACAAACAGGGUUGGCAAAAUUCCAUCAGACACAACCUCUCGUUGAACAAGUGUUUCGUUAAAGUUCCCCGACAUUACGACGACCCGGGAAAAGGAAAUUAUUGGAUGCUGGACCCGAGCUCCGAGGACGUGUUCAUCGGCGGCACGACCGGCAAGCUUCGUCGAAGAACCACGGCGGCUUCCAGAUCGAGAUUGGCCGCGUUCAAGAGAAGCGUGGUUCUCGGCGGACUGUAUCCAUCGGCGUACGCUCCUCCAGGAUGGCCAGCGUCUCUCUACACGCUGCCUUAUCUUCAUCGGGCCGCCGGUUAUCCGCCAGCGACCGGAGCCUACUCCACUCCCGCUGGAUAUCCAGCGAGUUUAUUGCCCGGCGCGGCAACCAGUUCGACCGCCAAUUUACCUUGCAAGCCGCAACCAUUGCCAGCCACAGCCGCGUCCCCGCAACACGGUCCGUUCUCCAUGGAGAGGUUGCUGCAGCCUCCGACCGCCGCUGGAUAUCCGACCGGCAUCGCUACAUCCGCCAUUCCCGUCUCCGGCAGCCCCUACGACUUCUACUCCACCCUCAGAUCGUUGGCGGCCCAUCAACAGCAUCAGAGUACCGCAGCGGUUUUCGCUCACAAUCAGCAGCCGGCGAGAUAUCACGUGAAUCAACCUCCGCUUUUAGGGCAAUCGACAUCGGCUACGGCGUCGCCAGGAAGCAGUCCGGAGCCGAUGUCGCCGAACUCGCCCCCGAUAACCGUCUGUAAUACCGCUGUUGUGCAACAACCGAGAUCUCUUCCGCACAGUCCGCCUCAACUGCUGCUGAAACCGAUCACAGUUCUUACCGGACGACAAAGCUGAACGAUCUCGCUGAUAUAGCUUCGAUCAUUUUUCGAGUAACGUAGGUGACUACGACGAGUCGAAGAUCGAUCGACUCGCAACUUGCGAAUCGUUCGCUGCUGAUCAGAGUGCGUCCACACGCGUGUUUCGACGUUAUUGCCAGUUUCUCUCUUCUCGACUCAGUUAGUACGUACACGGUGAUAUUGUAUGUACAUUUACUUUCUUUACUUCUUCGCUUGAUUUCUGUAAAUACUAGCUUUUUAAGAUAUAUCGAAUUAUCACAUCGACGGAGCGCAAAUUCCGUGGGAUUCGCGAUUCCAUCGAACGUCGAUAUCCUGGCACGAUAUCCGAACGUUAACCUACGACUUACGUUCGAGAAUUUUGGCCCGAAAACGUAAACAAGCUCGCGCAGCCUCCGAGCCAUUCGUACGACUCGCGUAGUACGAUGACCCCAGCUAUGCAUGUAAUAUUUAAGUUUGGUUCGAUCAUUUAUUACGAGCUAUGCCCGUAAUAUUUACACGUUUGGUUCGAUCAUUUGUUGCGAGCUAUGUACAUAAUAUUUACAUUUGGUUCGAUCAUUUAUUACGAGCUAUGCCCGUAAUAUUUACAUUUUUCCCGAUCAUCGUACUACGAACUACGCCCGUAAUAUUUACGUCUGGCCCGAUCAUCGUACUACGGGCCGAGCCCGUAGUUGUAGGUUAAGGAGUUAAAUCGUAGAAGAGUAAUAUAAUGACGAUUGUAAAUAUAAAGCAAGAUUCAUUUAGAUGAUCUCUGGUCGCCGAUCGUAGAACGGGAUAUUUCCCGUUUGGACGCGAAUCCCAACAUAUUACGUAGCGAGUUGUAACUCGGUAAUGUCCGUGAUUCGUUUGUUAAACUAUGUACAUAGUCGAUCAUUGUUAUUCGUAUAAGGUAUACACACGAUAUGUGUAUAUAUGUAUACAACCCGACAAAUCGCGAAUAUGUUGCUCUAGCAGCGUGUAUAUAAUCGUUAAAAUAAAUGUUUAAAACUUUUUUUAGAAA